Molecule: messenger RNA, 2510 nt
Organism: Hypoxylon fragiforme
Lineage: Eukaryota; Fungi; Ascomycota; Sordariomycetes; Xylariales; Hypoxylaceae
Product: FAD dependent oxidoreductase
Exons: 3
Coding region: 306-2156 (616 amino acids)
Cellular component (GO): cytoplasm
Molecular function (GO): oxidoreductase activity
Source: RefSeq, a predicted model, not a curated record
CACCUUUGGCACCUUAACCUAGGUAUGUACACUUACAUGUGUAGGUCCAUACCUACCUAACCUAGGUACUUAGACUCCUCAUCAACUUGCCCUGCAUCAUACCUAGAUAUCAACAAGGUCGGAGCUGUGUAAACGGCGUGAAUACAUAAUCAUCCUAUAGACUCAUCUUUCCAUCUGACUUCUACCAACUCAAAAUUCAGCAAGUUUCGCAUUCUGUUCUGUUCUGCUCUUCUCUUCUGCUUCCCCUGCUUCCCCUUUCCUGCCUACCUUCUUAUCCAAGUACAGCUCUCGCUACCACAGCCACCAUGGCACAAGCGAAUCUCAUUGAGGGUCAAUCAGGCUUGCCAGUAGAUAACCCUACCAACUCUUAUUGGCACAAGGAGCCUUCGAAGAAGUUGCUAGGCCACCGAACAACCGACGAGCUGCCCCGCUCAGCCGAUGUUGUCAUUGUUGGGAGUGGUCUCACCGGGAGCUUUGCCGCUCACUUCUUAAAGGAGAAGCGGCCUGACCUUCAUAUUGUGAUGCUCGAGGCCAGGGAGGCAUGCUGGGGAGCGACUGGAAGAAACGGCGGCCACUGCCAACCCGCCAUCUACGCCGCCGCCGCGCCUCACAUCGCCUCCUUCGAGCUGCGCAACUUCUUCUUCCUUAAGAGCCUGGUCGAGGAGUUCUCCAUCCCAUGCGACUGGCGCUCGACCACCGGCGUCCAUGCCUUCUACUCGGCGGAGCUCUUCGCCAUCGCGCGCCACAUCGUCGACGAGCUCAGCGACAAGUACCCGGAUCUGGCCGCCAACGUUGCCCUCGUGACCAAGGACGAGAAGGGCGAGGGCGAGCUCGGCGGCACCCCGGCGUACCUGCUCGAGGACGAGCGCCGGGAGCUCACGCUCGAUGGCCUCCGUGUCCCGCACGCCGAGGGCGCCAUCGUGCAGUGGAACGCCGCGAGCCUGUGGCCGUACAAGCUCGUCGCCUUCGUGCUAGAGCGUCUCCUCGCCACCAACGACGAAACAACAGCAGCAUCCUCCUCCGGCUCCUUCAACCUGCAGACCAAAACCCCCGUGACCGGCCUCUCCCAAGCCACCACCACCACCACAUCCCCCUCCUCCCCCUCCUCCCCCCCAACGACCACAUCCAUAUGGACCGUGCACACCCCGCGCGGCACCGUCGUCGCCCCCAAGGUCCUCCUCGCCACCAACGGCUACACCUCGCACCUGCUCCCGCAAUUCGCCGACCUCCUCGUGCCGACGCGCGGCCAAGUAUCCUCCCUCAAACCGCCCUUCGAGCCCCCGACACCCGAGGACCCUCCCCUGGACAUUGGACACACGUACUACAUCAAUGGCGAGCCCACGGCGGCCUUCUCCCGCGACGACUACCUGAUCCAGCGGCCGCCUCCCGCCGCGGAGCUCGUCUUCGGCGGUGGGCGGCAGCACGCGCGGGGCCGUGGCAUCGGCGUCUGGGACGAUGCUUCGGUCGACGAACCGGUGUCCUGGUACCUCCGGGGCGAGCUGUCGAACGCAGUGGAUUUGUCGGUGCACCACCACCAACCCCCGCAUCACCCUAGCCACCCCCACCAUCAUCACCAUCAUCAUCACUCUCAUCAUCACCACCAUUCUCAUCACCAUCACCAUAAUACAAGCACAACCACAAAAUCGGAGGAAACCAAAAAAGUAGAGGAAAGUACAAAAGAAACGGAAAGAAACAGCAACAACAACAACAACAACAACAAGCAACCACCAGCCCUAAUAAAACAAGACCUCGAGCCCACGCACGAAUGGACAGGAAUAAUGGGCUACACCCGCGACGGCCACCCCUUCGUCGGGCGCGUCCCCGAGUCAGCCGGCGGCGGCCCCAACCCCAACCCCAACCCCGACUCCGGCCUGUGGCUGUGCGCAGGGUACACAGGCCACGGGAUGCCGAACGCGGUGCUGUGCGCCAAGGCCGUCGUCGCGAUGAUGUACAGCAGCAGCAGCAGCAGCAGCGACGACGGGGACGGGGACGACGAGGAAAUCAUCGACCUCCCGCCCGAGUACGAGCUGACCGAGCACCGGCUCGCGGGCGCCCGCGCGCGCGAGACCCUGGCCGCGCUGGAUGCGAGGGGGUCCCUGUACAUGGACUUUGCUGGGAGGGGGGGCGGCGGCGGCGGCGGCGGCAGGGUUGUGUGAUUCGCGUCUUCGUUGGGGUUUGAUUCUGUAUGGAUGAGAAGAGAGGAGAGAGGAGAGUCAAGUUUAAGUAUGAUUUAGGUAGAUACCCAACCUAGAUAUAUAUAUAUAUAUAUAUAUAGAGAGAGAGAGAGAGAGAGAGAGAGAGAGAGAGAGAGAGAGAAAGGGGCAGAAAAGAAGGAUUCGUGAGAAGGGGAACGGGUAGGUAACAAGAAUCAUGGAUGUGUGUGUUUAUGAGAAGACAACUCCCUUCCCUGGCAUAUAGCAACAAGAUGAACAUAAUAGCUACCUAGCACCUAGGUACAUAAUCCAUCACGGCAAAUAGACAAUACACGCAAAGCAACGGCGAGGCUACUC